Messenger RNA from Nannochloropsis gaditana CCMP526, 1084 nucleotides. It is a transcript of the gene HSPBP1, whose product is annotated as hsp70-interacting protein. The transcript has a single exon. The annotation marks the transcript as partial. The record is from RefSeq and is a predicted model, not a curated record.
GGACACUGAAGCAGCAAGGCCCCACUGCUGAGAGCGCCGGCGGGGCGGCUCCAGGGCCCAUAUCGCAUGACAAGAAAGAAUGGCUAGAGCGUGUCAUGGAAGGGACGUUCGUGGACAUGAGCAAGCGGCUGCGAGAGCGGUUGGGCUUGCUGGAGGAGCUUCUGCAGGGGGAGAGGAGUGAGCCGCGCCCUAGACCAGAGGCAAACGUGCAGGCCGCCUCGGACCAAGAGCCGAGCGCGGUGGAGCGAGGACAAGCGCUCUGGGAGGAAAUGGAGGAAGACGUGGAAAAUCUGGAUUACGCGCUCAUGUUUUGCCAGGUGGGGGGCCUUCAAGUGCUCUUCCAGUACCUGCUCCGGGCGGCGGCGGGGGAGCAGGACGCCGAGGCCCGGACAUGGGCCGUGCGCGUGCUGACGGUCUUGGCGACGCUGACCCAGAACAAUCCCCCCGUGCAGGCGGAGGUGCUGGCCUUCGCGAUGCAGGACGCCCGGGGGGGGGGGCGAGACGUGCUGGCGCUCCUGUCUCGUCUCUUUCUCCGCGAGGUCGGCCUGGAAGAGGCGAGCUCUGUGUCCGAGGGGUCUGGGGAGAGGCAUGGGCGUCUCCAGGCGAAGCUUCUGCACGCCUUAUCCUGCACUGUCCGGGGCCACGCCGAUGCCGAAGCCCGUUUUGUGCAGUCCUACGCACCGGAGGUCUUCCGAGCCGGCCUCCAGCCCUCCCGACAGGAGCGCGUUCAGGUCAAGGCGCUCUUCUUCCUGCAAGCCCUUCUCGGCGCCGACGACGCCACGCCUGCACGAGGAGAGGCCUUGCUGCCCCUGCUCCCCUUGGUGGUUCCGUGCUUGGAAAACAACGAGAACGUGGACCUGAGACACACGGCCGCCUGUGUGGUGACGGGGUUGGCGAACCUGACAGGGGGGCCCGCGGUGAUUUUCGGCAAAGAUGGGGGGGAAGCAUUGCGGAGGGCGAUGGAGAGACGUCAAGGAUUGCUUGGAUCGGGGUCGGACGAGGCGAUGGGAGAGGAGUUGCUGUUUUGGAGCGCUUUGGCGAGAGGGGGCACUGGAAGAAUGUCGUGGAGGGACGGGGAGGGAAU